Molecule: messenger RNA, 1125 nt
Organism: Kluyveromyces marxianus DMKU3-1042
Lineage: Eukaryota; Fungi; Ascomycota; Saccharomycetes; Saccharomycetales; Saccharomycetaceae
Gene: PCD1
Product: 8-oxo-dGTP diphosphatase
Exons: 1
Coding region: 1-1125 (374 amino acids)
Biological process (GO): coenzyme A catabolic process
Molecular function (GO): coenzyme A diphosphatase activity; acetyl-CoA hydrolase activity
Source: RefSeq, a predicted model, not a curated record
AUGUUUCAGCCACAGCUCAUUGCAACAUCUGCUAGCAGGUUUAGGGUAAUUGCCAAGAGAGUAGCGAUAUUUGGUGCGAAAGAGAUGGUCAAAAGCGCAGAAACAAGAGUUACAGAGGCCAAGGAGAGUUUAGUUGGGAUGAGCCAGAUCAGCCGGAUAAUCAGUAACUUAUCGCAUUUCAGAAGCCCGAGUUUGGCGCUUCCGACGCCCUGUACAUGGCCUUCGAACCGGAGAUCUGCUGUGCUGGUUCUGUUGUUUGUUGGAGCUAAGGGCGAGCUUCGAGUGUUGCUUACAAGACGGUCUAGGAAAUUGAGGGCAUUUGCCGGCCAAGUGUCCUUGCCAGGUGGAAAAGCGGAUAGCAGUUCAGAAACAUUCCAAGAAGUUGCCCUUAGAGAGACAGAGGAAGAGAUUGGGUUGCCCAGAGAUCCGCGAGUAUUGAAGGAAGAGUACGGGCUACAGAUCGAUUCUGUAUGCGAAACGUUGCCGCAUUAUCUUUCUAAGACCUUUCUAAGUGUGAAACCACUGGUGUGUUUCAUGUAUAAUAGCAAUCUAGCGUCUCAAAACGGUAGGAAAUUUGUGGAGCCUUUAAAUAUCUCCAAGGUAUUUGCGAAACUGAACACAGGCGAGACUUCUUCGCUAUUCUCGAUCCCAUUGAGUGAUUUGGUGUGUCAUGAACACAAGGAAUGGAAGGGGUACAAACCCGAGUACAUUGCUCGCGAGGAGCAUGUCUAUAGAUGGGGAGGCCUUAGAUGGCCGUUGCGCUACUACUACUAUCCAAUGGAUAACAAUGGGGAAUCUCAAUGGGUUAAAGACGUGAUAGACGAGAGUUCUGGCGACGAGCAAUUCGGAAAUGUUCUUUGUAAAAAUGUGUGGGGUCUUACGGCCAAAAUUUUAUACGAUGUUGCGCGCAUUGGACAUGGAACAGUUACAGACCAGGACGCCGAGCCGCAGAUUGGGCAUGAAGAUUUGAUCUACGGGCUUCAUGAAUUUGGGUCACAAAUGAGAGAAAGAGAUAGAAGUGACUGGGAAGUCGGAAUGAUUGAGAAUUCAAGGCAUUUCAAGUUUUCAGAUGUGAUUCCAACGUUCUAUUUGGAUCGAGUGAAAAAGAGCUCUGCAAAUUACUAA